AUGCUGAUUGGCCCGGUCGAGGUCGGUUCUAUCUUUAUUGCCAUCUGUUGUUGGAAAAGUCGCAUUGACACCAUGCAGGAGCAAGUAGACAGUUUAGUCACUCAGGUGGCAUUAAUGAAGAGAAGUAGUAAUGACAACCUACCUUUUCGAACACCAAAACCUCAAUUCCACCUCAGCAAAGACGAUUCAGGCUAUAGCAAUCAUCAUGGGUUACCUGCUGGUAACUCACCAUCAGGGAUGCAUGCAGAAAUGGACUUUAUCUCUCGUGGGCUUUUCACUCUCCUAGAAUGUGAAGAGCGUUUGGCAAAGUUUCGCUUGCAUAAGAUGCCCCUGUUUCCCUUCGUCAUGAUCCCCACUCAGCUGGGUGUUCCAACACUUCGGCAGCAAUCUCCCUUUCUCCUGCUGUGCAUCGUGACCGCCUGCCUGGAGCACAAACCAUCGUUACAACUAAAGAUGGAACAAGAAGUCAGGAGGUCCAUCGCCACUCGCUUGGUAGCCAACUUGGAGAGGAGCUUGGAUCUGCUCUUAGGACUUUUGGUCCAUGUUGCCUGGAGUUAUUAUCACUGGCCUAUCUGUGAUUCCCGGUGUUCUAUGUUUCUGCAAAUGGCGGUCAUGAUUGUUGGGGAUCUAGGCCUGGACAAAGGAGACUUAAAGAUGCAGGCUUCUCCGUUUAACAGCCAGGUUGCUAACCAGGUAGAGAUUGAUAGCGCUUGCUGGACCUCGGCGGCACAGCGGGCUCUUCUCGGAUGCUAUUAUCUUUCUUCGAGGUCACUGUUCUUUCGAGGACAGCUAGUCAUGAAAUAUACUGAUUGGGUUAAAAGGUGCACUGAGAUGCUUGAACUAAAGGCAGAAUACCCUACCGAUGUAGUGCUCGGGGUAUAUACAAAGGAGUAUACACGCUUCAGGACUGAUUGGUCGCCUGUUGGGAAGCAUUUCUUGGGAGCAGAUGAGAGCAUGGCCUGGUGGAAGCUAUCUGACUCCCUCGCACUGCAACAAAAGCAUACAGAGGAACUUCUCCGUAACCAAAAUCUCUGGGACAACCGGGCUGUGCGCCUAGAGCUUAGUGCAACAUCAAUACUAGUUCUUGGACGGCACCACUGCACUCCCUACUGUGAUCUACAGCAGCUUCAAGCAUUAUCCUCGUCAGCAUACAAUACUAUCAACAUGUUUCUUGCAAUACCAUUACCAGCGCUCGUUCACCUGCCUGCUUCAUCAUACAAUAUGUUUUGGUACAGCCUUCUGCUUCUCUCCAAGCUUCACCUGCUAUUCCAUGCGCAGUUUGACAACCCUGGAAUCCAAAGACAUGACAUACACACCCUCGGACUUGCCCUGAUAUUGAGAAGCAUGUUGGUUUGGCUGGAGAAUACAACGUGUGAGCAGCAGCAAGGGAAGAUUGACCUCUCAACACAGGGAUCAGUAUAUGAGCACAAAAGUACUAGGUUGCAUCAUCUCGGUCCCAAUGCUUUGCGGGGGCACGCAAAAGAAGUGACAAGUAGCCGAACUGGAAGUGAAAGAGAAGAUCGCGAGAUGACUUUGUGGGAGAAUAUGUUGGAUGAGUUUGACUGGCACGAGGACCCAUCCGGCUCCGAUAGUAAGUGA
Aspergillus neoniger CBS 115656 is the source of this 1599-nucleotide messenger RNA. RefSeq lists its product as uncharacterized. The transcript is spliced from 7 exons. Gene Ontology annotation, molecular function: transcription cis-regulatory region binding; DNA-binding transcription factor activity, RNA polymerase II-specific. Lineage: Eukaryota; Fungi; Ascomycota; Eurotiomycetes; Eurotiales; Aspergillaceae. The record is from RefSeq and is a predicted model, not a curated record. Gene Ontology annotation, biological process: regulation of DNA-templated transcription. Bases 1 to 1599 code for a protein of 532 amino acids. Gene Ontology annotation, cellular component: nucleus.